Messenger RNA from Telopea speciosissima, 622 nucleotides. Its product is annotated as dof zinc finger protein DOF1.5-like. The transcript is spliced from 2 exons. NCBI's taxonomy places the organism in Eukaryota, Viridiplantae, Streptophyta, Magnoliopsida, Proteales, Proteaceae. Gene Ontology annotation, biological process: regulation of DNA-templated transcription. Gene Ontology annotation, molecular function: DNA-binding transcription factor activity; DNA binding. Bases 82 to 561 code for a protein of 159 amino acids. The record is from RefSeq and is a predicted model, not a curated record.
UUUUACUAACAAGCUUUUCUAGUUUCUAGUUUCUAGUUUCUACUUAUACAUCUCUUCUCUCACUCUCUAUUUCUCUCUAGGAUGGCAAACACAGACAAUAUUAGCCAAGAUGCACCAGGGUUCAAGCUUUUUGGCACAACAAUUCCAUUGCAGGGGAGACAAGUAAGAGAGGAGAGUUCUAAGACAGUGGACACAAUGGAGAGAAGGCCAGAGAAGAUCAUUCCAUGCCCAAGGUGCAAAAGCAUGGAGACCAAGUUCUGUUACUUCAAUAACUACAACGUUAACCAACCUCGGCACUUCUGUAAGGGAUGUCAGAGAUACUGGACAGCCGGCGGGACACUUCGAAACGUACCCAUCGGAGCUGGACGGCGGAAAACCAAGCCAUCAUAUGAAGGGUCAACUGGAUUUUUCGAGAAUUGCUUGUUUGAUGCACCAGCAGUGAAUCAGUUUGAAUUGGAAGGAGUGGUGGAGCAGUGGCGGUUGGCCACCACUAGAGGUGGUUCCCAACAGAUUUUUCCGGCAAAGCGGCGGAGCAACAGCUCAGCUGGUCAAAUAUGUUGAAUUUCUUUGUUUCUGUAUAUUGCUCCAAAGCUAAUUGAAAUAUUUGCUAUUGGGUGUAUAU